AUGCUCAACACAUCCGGCGCCGACAUUCUUCCAGCAGGCAGUGUCGAUGCACGCGCAACCAACGAAAGAAGCCGCGGCAGAUCACAAUCCGUCUCAUCAAGUAUACUGAGUGAAGACGAGUUCCACGAGUGCAAGAGUAACAAUUCAGCCAGCGCAAAGCUCAGCUUGGGCAUCCACACAACGGCAAACGAAAGCAGGGCAUUGGAAACAGAUAGCAUAUCCUCCUCAUUCACUGAAGCAGUGCCCAAAAGCCCAUCAGGGUCGCAAAAGUCACAGCAGCACCGCUACCGCAGCCUAACCAGCUCCGGCGUCCCUUCCGGCAAAUCCAGCAGCAAUGGUGGAAGCUCGGACAGCAUGGACUUAUUAAGCAAUGUCCCGUUACCGGCAAUGGCGCCGACACCCCUGCGGCGGUCGGCGACAACCACAACCAAGGCUUUUGAUAAGAGCAAGGGCGCGGUCAGCUCACUGGUUGAGGAGCGCGCUCGGAGGGCAGUCAAGGCCAUGGCUGAGGCAUGCACCACAGGAAUUUCGGUUCGUGAGGCCGACGAGCGGAGGUCACGCGCAUUCAACCGGCUGCUUGUUGACAGCCGGCUGCACAGGCGUGCGCGGCAGCAGCAGCAGCGAAACCUGGCGAUGCAGCCACGGCUGAAGCAUAAUCCCAUCCAUCAGGUGUCCUCCCAUGGCCACCUCUUAGGCGCGGCGGCUGCUCGUACCAGAAACGGCAUCCUGCCUGUGGUAAACGCGCUGACGCCAGAGCCUGACGGCCGCACUCUGAGCAUGACAAGUGACCACAAGGCCAUCAUUGUCGCGCGCAAACUGGCGCAAUGGCUCGUAUGCUUUGGCACGGUGCAGUUCGAUGUCGACCAGGGCCCGACGCUCAACCUGCUGUACCCGCACGUGCAAUUCAGCGAGAGCGAGCGCGCGGCCAUCUGCUUCUCCUCGAUGCCCGACUCGACGAUCCACGAGCUAUACGACUCAGUGUACACGUUCCACUUCCGCGUCAACCCUGUGCGGCUCAGACUGCCGAAGGACCGCAUCUUUCUGUACGGGCACGUGUUUUUCCGGCAGAAGCCGGUCGGUCGUCGUGAUCUCGCACUUGCCAUACCACGGUUUUUCUCGCGCAUGGCACACAUGCUGGGGCCGCUGUACUUUGACCUGGGCACGGCGAUCCUCGAGGCCGCGGCGCAGAAUGUCUCGUCGUGGCCGGCUCCCCGUGCAGACGGCGCCUACGAGCUGCCCUUUCUAGGCACGGCGCUGACGGUCGAGCUACCGGCGCGCGAUGCCAGCCAGCUGCUGGAGACCAGCAAGUUCCCACUUGAGCGCUUCGACCCUGGCGAGCAUAUCUUGGCGGGCGUGACGUUUGAUGGGCUGUUCCGCAGCUUCCGCGACGCCCUCGACGACCUGUGGGCGUGUUGGGAGCUGAUGAUCCUGGGCGAGUCGCUGGCCGUCGUCAGCCUGGUCGACAUCAUAUUUCCGAUUACUUACUGCGGCGACUACCGCCCAUAUUUUACCAUCCAGGACCCGGACUUCCGCGCUGUCGUAUCCAAGACGCACGUGCCGCCGAACACGGUCGUCGGCGUGUCCAAUCCAUUUUUCAGCGAGGCGCUGAGCCACUGGCCGCACAAGCUAUUUUUGGGCACCUCUGGCCGCAUGUCGCAGAUGCAUGGAGCGUCGGCGCGCAAGGCGCGCGCGUUCAACGAGAACAGCAAUGGCGCAGUGGCAUUGGCGGCACGGCGCAGCCGGCAACGGCGCGGUGGGCAGCAAGGGGAUCAAGCAGGGCUGCAGUCCAAGCACAAGUGUGCGAUCAGCAAGGACCACGGGAAGCAGCCGCCAUGGAUGGUCAACAACAUGCUGCGGCGCUACUUUAUGGAUCUGACGGUGCAGUUUCUGGCCCCGCUCAACCGCUAUUUCUCCACGCUCAUUCCACAGGUGCAGUCAUCGACCGCCAUUGCAGCGGGCCGCACCCUCCUGGGCGCAUGCGCGCGGCCGCGGAUCGACUGGGUCGGCAUCCAUGGCAGUGGUGCGAGCGCGUCGUCGUCGUCGUCAUCGGAGCUGUCCUGGUUUGUGCCACCUGGAAAUCUGCGGCCUUGGCGCACGGACGACUUUAUGGCGUCGCUGGCGUCCUUCGGCAUAUCGCCACAGCUCAACAGCCGCCAUAACACAGCGACAGCCGCAGACGUCUUUGUCUCAGUGUUUUCGACAAACAGCACCAAUGGAAGCGGAGACCAGAACGGUGCCCCGCUGACAGCACCUUCUGCUGGCGGCUCUGGCUCGGCUGGUUCUGCUGCUGGCUUGGCGCACCUCAAAAAAGAUCAGCGACGAGUGGCUGAAUCUUUAACCCAGUUUCUCAAGUGCGGCAACUUUGCGACGUGGCUCGCCCGGCGCACUAACGAGGCGCAGCGCGCGUUGCUGUCGCGGUUCCGGCAGGAGAUCUGCCGCGGCGAUGUGCACGCGUGGUGCCGUGGCUACGACCACCCGCUGGCUCUGGACACGCAGCAGCUGGCGGCCGAGCUCGAAAUGCUGGACCUGACCACGAUGGACUUGGGCCAGAGCAGCAGCAGCGGUAUUGUCGGCGGCGGCGGCAACAGCAGCGGUGGUGCUUCGGCCAAUCAUUCGCACGUCAAGCACGUGUUUACCACGGCAUCGGCAGCAGGCGCUGCGCGAGCAAGGGAGCGGCUGGCGCAGAGCGAGCAGCCAGUGUACGGCAGUGACGGCGCUCUGAUUGGCUACACGCGUCGCAAAACCAAUCCCGAAAACGCAGCCCCGCCAGCUGCCGCCCGUGUGCAUCCAGUAGCAGCACAUGGCGUUGAGGCUGGCGGGGCGGCUGUGCGCAAGCAGCUGGGGCGGCGGAUCACGCACGCGCGGAGGCCACAGCACGUCAUGCUCCAGGCCGCAUGGCAGAUUGCAGAGGUUAUGGGGCCGCAGGCUAUGGCCCGCAUUCCGCUGUCGCACCGGUCGACGGAGGCCAAUUCGGCCAUUGACGCGGAGAUGCGAGCCUGCGGGCCUUCGUCGGCCGCCGAGACAUUGGAGCUGCGCGCCCAGCUCUCCGUCAUGCUCGAGUACUUGGCUGCCGAGGAGGGCUGCCUGUUUCUGCCGCUGGUAGCCGACGACUACGUGGAUGCCGACGCCGACGCCGACGCCAACGUCUGA
Kickxella alabastrina is the source of this 3150-nucleotide messenger RNA. RefSeq lists its product as uncharacterized. NCBI's taxonomy places the organism in Eukaryota, Fungi, Kickxellomycota, Kickxellomycetes, Kickxellales, Kickxellaceae. The record is from RefSeq and is a predicted model, not a curated record. Gene Ontology annotation, molecular function: guanyl-nucleotide exchange factor activity. Bases 1 to 3150 code for a protein of 1049 amino acids. Gene Ontology annotation, cellular component: recycling endosome. The transcript is spliced from 11 exons.